Schistosoma margrebowiei is the source of this 383-nucleotide messenger RNA. Lineage: Eukaryota; Metazoa; Platyhelminthes; Trematoda; Strigeidida; Schistosomatidae. The record is from the annotation of a GenBank genome assembly.
AUUUCAUACGACAUUACUUCCGAGAAAAGGGAAAUUCUCAAAUUCAUUCUAUCGGAAUAAUACAUAACUAAAUACGUAUAUAACAAUUGGAUUUAAUAAAGAUAUUAGUAAUAUUGUGUGUUACCAUGUCGUGGAGAAUAACGGAAGCCAAUGAUAGCUUUUUGACAUGUUCAUCACUAACACGUGAAGAAACCACAGAACAACCAGGUGGGCCAGCACCAACCCCAACCGAUAAAACACUGACUCGAAUUAUUUCAACAAUAAAUCAUGAAAAUUUGGAUUAUUUCCAAGAAUCAUUUAAUAAAUGUCAAUUAACCAUAGAAGAUAUUCUUGAAAUUCUUGAACAUCUUACAUCAUCACGGUUAAAAUAUCAAAGAAAUUAA